Messenger RNA from Phytophthora nicotianae INRA-310, 693 nucleotides. RefSeq lists its product as hypothetical. The coding region runs from base 1 to 693 and encodes 230 amino acids. The transcript has a single exon. The record is from RefSeq and is a predicted model, not a curated record. NCBI's taxonomy places the organism in Eukaryota, Oomycota, Peronosporomycetes, Peronosporales, Peronosporaceae.
AUGGGACCCGAGAACGGUGUUAAGCCUGACGUCGACUAUGUGCUCGUGGACUUCGAGCCGCUGCAUAAGCAGCGCUGGCGUUCAGACACUGUGCGUCUUUUGUGUGUCGAGUUUCCCCCGUUCACGACGUGUCUGUGGCACCAGCAUCUGAAGUACGGGAUUUAUGUGGUCAUGGCGCCGCUGGACGCGGUGGAACAGCCAUACGGCAAGGAACCUCGACCGCUAGUGCAGAAGAAAGGAGCGGUUUUCUGUCGUGACCACACCAAGGACAAGUUAAUCCACGUGGCAACCACCAACGAGUUACCUGCGUUCCUCAUUGAAAUCGAACUACUCAAGGAAAAGGCUGACGUAAUCCCAAAUGGAAAUUUGCCACUGCACGAAGGCAAAGGGAUUGAACUGCUCAAGAACGAACCGGAAUGCCGUGUGUACCGCUUCACCCUGCAAGUUAAUGGAAGCGAUAAACUAGCAACUAGUGAGAUUAUGGGCCACCUGCCGACUGAAGCUGUGUUGCUAGCACUGGAAGACUGCAAAGUGGAGAUCAGUGGUAUUCUGAACGACAAGCAUGAGGAGGGCAUACACCACAUUUCGAUGAAAAUAGGGGGCGAUGUUCACCUGAAAACUGGCAACUUCAGCGUCAAACUAUUGUCAUCGAGCGCGAAGAAGACGCCGUUUGUCUUGGCUGAGGUGUUUUAG